CGACCAUGGUACUAUUGGAUCGCUCCAAUUUCAUGGGUACCAAAGUAGCUGCCCACAGGCGGAAGAGAUCAUAUUUUCAGGGGUACAACAAGCAGUGGCGAAUGACCCGAGAAUGGCUGCUUCCCUCCUCCGACUUCACUUCCAUGACUGUUUUGUUAAUGGCUGCGAUGCUUCGGUGCUUCUGGAUGAUACAGCAACUUUUAUAGGAGAGAAGACGGCUGGGCCCAACUUGAAUUCCCUGAGGGGCUUCGACGUGGUCGAUGGGAUCAAGUCUGAGCUUGAGCUAGCAUGUCCUCAGACAGUAUCUUGUGCUGAUAUCCUCGCCAUUGCAGCUCGAGACUCUGUCGUGCUGUCAGGUGGGCCCACGUGGGAGGUGGAGGUGGGAAGGAAGGACGGUUUGACCGCCAGCCGUUCGGCCGCCAACGCCAGCAUCCCGGCCCCGACCUCCGACGUCGCCACCCUCGUCCAAAAGUUCCAAAACCUCGGCCUCUCUCCCAAAGACAUGGCCGCACUCUCCGGUGCGCACACCAUCGGCAAGGCCCGCUGCUCGUCCUUCAGCUCCCGCCUCGGCGGAGGCGGCGGCAGCUCCGGCAAUGUCGACCGAGAAUUCCUCCAAUCGCUGCAGCAAUUGUGCUCGGACUCCAAUGGGACGUUGGCCCACCUCGACUUGGCCACGCCCGCCACCUUCGACAACCAGUACUACAUCAACUUGCUCUCGGGCGAAGGGCUCCUGCCGUCGGACCAGGUGCUGGUGAACGGAGCUGGUGAGGUCGUCAGCCUCGUCCAGGCCUAUGCUAUGGACCUCCUGCUCUUCUUCGAGGACUUCAAAGCGUCCAUGGUCAGGAUGGGGAGGUUGGCGCCGCCGGCAGGGAGCGGCGGCGAGGUCCGGAUGAGUUGCAGGGCGAUUAACUGAGUUUACCGUGAGGAUGCGAACUAUGGUAUCUGGACCUGAGUCUGUCUGAGUGUUGUUUGGCUGUUUGUGUUUGGCGUCUUCAGCUUUCGAGAGUGCGUUUGGUAUGUACUUUGGCAGUAGCCAGUUGAUCUUGGCGAGAAUAACAUGCUGUCUU
Phoenix dactylifera (date palm) is the source of this 1067-nucleotide messenger RNA. The record is from RefSeq and is a predicted model, not a curated record. Lineage: Eukaryota; Viridiplantae; Streptophyta; Magnoliopsida; Arecales; Arecaceae.